Brenthis ino (lesser marbled fritillary) is the source of this 2247-nucleotide messenger RNA. Lineage: Eukaryota; Metazoa; Arthropoda; Insecta; Lepidoptera; Nymphalidae. The record is from the annotation of a GenBank genome assembly.
AUGGCCCCGGCGCUCCCCGUCACUCAAUUUACCCAUUUCGACGCGGUCAACGAGACCGAGAAAAUACCCCACCGAAGACGGGCCCUCGCGUCCGUCAAUAACCUAAUACCCAUGGAGGAAGAUGACAUGGGACUCCAAAACCAACCUAGCCUGGCCAAAGACUCGCAAGAAAUGGAGCAAAUUCUUGUUGAUCUUGGCAACAGUGACCUUGUUCAAACAGAUUUGCUUCAAGCCAUUAAGACCCUAGAAAGCGGCGGCGACACACUGUCUACAGGGGAUGCUGAUGCAAUUUUCCCCCUAGGCGGCUUUGAAUUGCCUGACACAGUAGAAUCUGAGGGAGAUGCAUCAGAAGACAAGAUUAGAUUGAUGCAAGCAAGGUUAGAACGUCGGUGCGCAUUUUUGUUGAGACGCUUACGAAUAUUGCAAGCUAGAGCCAUUGGUAAAAGAGUAUCAGAAGAGGCUGCACAAACAUUUGAAAAAUGUACUCGUGGAGCACGCAAAGAUGGUGGUGGAAGGCCUAUGGGAGUAAAAGCUUUAUUGAAAAAAGUUGAAACCACAGCUGCUUUACAAGCAAGUGCAGCGUCUCGAUCAGUAGCGGGUCCAAAAUAUUAUAGAGCCGGAACAUCAAAAGGUGAUGCAUCUCGUUCAGCAUCUAUAGGUAUAGCUUCUGGGACUCUGAAUGGCUUGCAAGAUACUGCAGGAGCCUUAAGAUCACACUUGUCUGUUGUGAAACAUCAACUAGACUCUGAUGCAACUGCAUCCUCAUCAGGGGCUGAAAGCAAUGAUGAAGCUGUGCCAUACAAUAAUACACACCAGCAACAUAUGCCUAUCGAAAAACGUGCUUUAUGGUCGUGGCAGAAGACUCGAGCGUCGAUCGCUUCUCGCUGGUGUUGGCUUCAGGUGCAAGUACAGGAGCUCGAGUACAAAAUACGACAACACGACGAUUUGCAUAAACAGGUUCGCGAAGCCAAAGGUCCCGUGGAAUUCGAAGGAGAGCCAGUGGGCUACGAAGGCAGCCUCCCUGGAGAUGAAGACUCCUCGUGUACGUGUGCCAGAGUGCGCCCCCUAAGAAGGGAUACGUUCAAGAAGAGAAAACUUUUGCAAAUGCACAAUUUACAUAUUGCAACACCUAAAGCUGCAAAACCCUCUGACAUUAGGUGCACGUGCCAGUAUAGAGUGGAGAGCUGCUCGGUGUGCACCGGGCGCGCCGAGCCCACGCAGCCGCCGCCGCCCGCGUCCACGCUGGCGCCCGCGCAGCGCCUCGCGCUCGUCGACCCCGCCUACCAUCCCGUGCUCAGCGACGUCAGAGACAUCCGUCCGCAAGUGCACCUGUCCGCGCUGGCGUCGCGCUCGUGGUUCCGCUCGCGCUUCGGCAAGGCGUGGCGCGGCGCGCACCACGCGCCGCCGCCGCGCGCGCCCGCGCCGCGCCCGCCCGCGCCCGCGCGCCGGCACGUCACCAAAUUGAAAAGAGGUCGUCCUCCAUUAUCAAGGAAAAUUAAGGAGAGAGACCGAGACGGUGACACUUCAACAUCGGGACAAGACAGAAGGAGUCGCAGCAGCACGGAGUAUAGAGCGUUGCGACGGCAGUCGUACGACAUAGACAACAUCGUCAUACCGCAGAGUGUGGCCGCCUGCACUCGCCCUGAGAUACUUAACUAUAAGCAGAUUAUUACUCCAAAAUGGCGGGUUAUGGAAAUCCCAGAAACGCCACUCAAUAAUGGCGUAAUGAAAUCUAAUCGCAUGUCGAUAGAGAGUGACGACGAAGAUAUUUCAGACGCGGCGGUGCAAGCGAGGCACACUCGCGCGGAAACGCGAGAAAGAAGCAGGUACAUGCGCAAGCGGCGUUCCCGACGCAACCACACGGAGGAGAACAACGCGCAACCACACCCACACCCGCAACCGGAACCGCCGCCACCACCACCACCGCCCCCACCGCCGCCGCCGCAACCGCGAGCAGCGCAACCGGAACCGCAGAUGCAUGGUCAGAGACAACCGUCGCCCGCGGCGUAUGAGGCAAUGAGACCAUAUUCGCCGAGACGCUUUCCACUACAAGAAGAACAAUAUCUAGAAAUGUUAUCCAAUAUGCCGGAGGGCUACCGGCCAAGUAGUCCGGAGACACCACGGAUCGAUGAAGAAUCCAGUUCCCUGUCACCAAUGUCACCUCUGGUCUUCGAUGGAGAUGACCCGGAUGAUGCUGAAUGGGAACCCAGUGUGGAGAAAUCAGAACGGAGAAAAAGUACUUUGAGG